AUGAGUGCGCCAAACAUCGAGGACGUUGUCGAGGUGGAGGACCGCCGCACUCCGGUGGAUACCUCCUCCAUAGACGACAUGGACAGGGAGGCCCUUCGCGACGAGCUGCGCCGUCUGGAUUCCCAAAAAGCGGCACUCGAGGCGAAGCUGACGGACGCGCUUCAGUACCUCGCCUCGACCCCGGUCGGGCUGCAUGGCCGCUUGCUUGACAACGAAGGGUUCCCACGUGACGACUGCGACCUAUACGCAGUUCGCACCGCCCGAAACACCGCGGACUCUACACGAAACGACUUGCGCGCGCUGAGCGAAAAAAUGUACAGCCUUCUCAGUGCGCUGCAUCGCCAGACACAGGAGGAGGCUCAGCUGCAGAUGGUGCAGGACGCCGCCGCCCGACGGCAACGACAGGCAGCGGUGGAGAAGCGAGCGCAGCGCAUAGCAGAGCUGCAGCGUGUCGCGCAGCUUAAGCCGUGUUUAGUGGUGGCGAAAGUGGACGCCAAUAGCCCAGCCGAGGAGGCUGGGCUCUCCGUUGGCAUGCGGGUCCUGCAAUACGGCGCGAUAACGCGGACAGAGCUGAAUGCAGAGGGCCUGCAGGCUCUAGCGAGGGAAACAGCUGCCCACGAGGGGGAGCCGAUUGUAGUGUGGGUGCGGAAGCCAAGCGAGUUGGAGGAUGACCCGUUCGAGCUUGUACUGGUGCCUCAGCGAUGGCAAGGGACUGGGCUGCUUGGCUGCGCCUUGGACAAAGUCGAAGACGAAACUGCCUGA
Leishmania braziliensis MHOM/BR/75/M2904 is the source of this 762-nucleotide messenger RNA. Its product is annotated as putative proteasome 26S non-ATPase subunit 9. Gene Ontology annotation, biological process: proteasome regulatory particle assembly. The record is from RefSeq and is a predicted model, not a curated record. The transcript has a single exon. Bases 1 to 762 code for a protein of 253 amino acids. Gene Ontology annotation, cellular component: nucleus; cytoplasm. Gene Ontology annotation, molecular function: protein binding. Lineage: Eukaryota; Euglenozoa; Kinetoplastea; Trypanosomatida; Trypanosomatidae.